GUUGCAAGAUGCCGCGGUCUUUUCUGGUGAAGAAGCACUUCUCGGCCAGUAAGAAGCCAAACUACAGCGAGCUGGAGAGCCAGGCUGUGCUGACCGCCCCUCUGCUGUACGAGACCUGCCCGCUGCCCGUCAUCCCCCCGCCUGAGGUGCUCGGCCCCGGUGCUUACUACCCGCCACUGGUAUGGGACGCGGGGCUGCUCUCCAGCCUUUUCCCGGGUGGCCCAGGCAGCGAGGCGGCUGGGAGCACAGCCCCUGCCCUGGACCUCACGGCACUCUCCAGCGAGGACGAUGAAGGCAAGAGCUCUGGGCCCCCUAGCCCAGCCUCGGCCCCCGCUGCCGCCGAGCGCUUCCGCUGCGCCCAGUGUGCCAAGGCUUACUCCACCUUUGCCGGGCUCUCCAAGCACAAGCAAUUGCACUGCGACUCCCAGGCCAGGAAAUCCUUCAGCUGCAAGUACUGCGAGAAGGAGUACGUGAGCCUGGGGGCUCUCAAGAUGCACAUCCGGAGCCACACACUGCCCUGCGUCUGCAAGAUGUGUGGCAAGGCCUUCUCCCGGCCCUGGCUGCUGCAGGGCCACAUCCGGACACACACCGGUGAAAAGCCCUUUUCCUGUACACACUGCAACCGGGCCUUUGCUGACCGCUCUAAUCUCCGAGCCCACCUGCAGACCCAUUCAGAUGUAAAGAAGUACCAAUGCAAAACCUGCUCCCGGACUUUCUCCCGUAUGUCCCUGCUCCACAAGCAUGAGGAGACAGGCUGCUCCGGCUCUCGCUGAGGACUCUGCUCUCCCAGACCUCUCACCAUGCCAAUCCCAAUAUUAUAACUAGUUUCUGUAGGAGUUAGUUUUCUCCGUCACAGUGUGCACUGGGCUAGAUGCAGCUACUCCGGUCCUCAGGACUUCCACACUCCUGCUCGGUGCCUCCUGUGCAACACGAAGGAUUGAUCCUUUCCAGUCCCGGUGUCUGAGGGUGCAGGACUCAACUCUGGUGUAAAGCACGGGUGAAACUCAGGGGUGCAGCCCUGAGCCUGACCUGCUGCUGCUGCAACCCUCAGCAGGUGCCCCUGGGCACCUUGCAGGGCUGGACCCUCACCGUGGCCCCACCACCCGUGUCAAACGUUGCAACCAUGUAGCUUGGGGGGAG
Molecule: messenger RNA, 1140 nt
Organism: Dryobates pubescens (Downy woodpecker)
Lineage: Eukaryota; Metazoa; Chordata; Aves; Piciformes; Picidae
Gene: SNAI1
Product: snail family transcriptional repressor 1
Exons: 3
Coding region: 9-773 (254 amino acids)
Biological process (GO): regulation of DNA-templated transcription
Molecular function (GO): RNA polymerase II cis-regulatory region sequence-specific DNA binding; DNA-binding transcription factor activity, RNA polymerase II-specific
Source: RefSeq, a predicted model, not a curated record